AUGAUGAUGAUGAUGAUGAAGAUGAACAAAGCUCCAGAAUCUAUGGAGGAGUUUCUGGAUGUCUUCUCCAAUUUGGGCAAUCUCAAUUUAAAUUACAGCUAUGACGAGGAUGAAGAAAUUAUUUCAGAAUCUUCUCCUUGCAAUAAAACAGUGCCUGGAUUUAACAACAUGGGGAUGACCAUCGUCUACAUUAUCGUGUUUGUUUUCGCCAUCGUAGGUAACAGUGUUGUUGUCUUUGUCGUUUUCAAUAUGAAGAAAAGUAAAACCAGCACUGACAUCUACCUGAUGCACCUGGCGAUUGCAGACCUGCUCUUCUGUCUUACCCUGCCGUUCUGGGCUGUGAAAUGUAAUGCUGGCUGGAUCUUUGGAAACUUCCUGUGCAAACUCCUCUCAGGCUUUCAGGAGGCAUCUGCAUACAGUGGCGUAUUCCUGCUGGCAUCCAUCAGUGUGGACAGAUACUUUGCCAUUGUCAGAGCUACGCGGGUCCUGUCCUCCCAUCACCUGUUGGUCAAAGUUAUUUGCAGUAUUGUGUGGCUGGUGGCUGUAAUGUUGUCCUUACCUGUGGUAAUUAAGAGGGAGAGCAUAGAUACUGAAUUUGGAGUGUCCAUUUGCUUUGAAAACGUUACUGGUGAAAGCAGCGAUCACUGGCGAGUGACUCUACGCGUUCUGCGGCAUACACUGGGCUUCUUCCUGCCUCUGGUGGUCAUGGCUGUCUGCUAUGGCUGGACUGUGGUGACUUUGUUUCACACACGCAACCAACAAAAGCACAAAGCUAUGCGUGUCAUCUUGGCCAUUGUGCUGGCAUUCAUUCUGUGCUGGCUGCCUUAUAAUGUCACUGUACUGAUUGACACACUCAUACAGGGAGGAUCUCUGGAACUGACUACAUGUGAAACUCAUUACACAGUGAUUGCCAUGCUGAGUGUCACCGAAAUUCUGGCCUUCAUGCACUGUGCAGUGAAUCCGGUGCUGUACGCCUUUGUUGGGCAGAAGUUCCGUAACCAGCUGCUCUCAGCUCUUUACAGACACGGCCUCAUCAGCAAGAGGCUCCAGAUGGCUUACAGGAAGGGCUCUGCUGGCAGUGUAGGCAGCUUAAGAUCCAGAAACACCUCAGUCACAAUGUAAAAAAGCCCUGAUGGAUGAUUAUUUACAGGCUCAGAUGGUGGUCAUUUUUAAAAAUGCAUCUUCAACUGGUCAAAUGUCCUCAAAGUGCAAUGUACUAAAGAUCUAGAAAGUACAUUGAUGCAAACCACAUACACACCAUCAGCCCUAAAUAGCAAAUUCAGAGAAAGUAAUAACUAGACAUGUCACGUUUUUUUACUCCAUAACUGCUUUUGCAAGUCGUGUGAAUUUCCAGGAACAGAUAUCGGGGGAGCGAAUUGUCUUUUUCUUUCUUUUGCUGAGAUUGAAAAGGUAGCAGAAAGCAGCAUCGCUUGGCUUAAGAUAAAAUAGAAAACAGGAGAAAACAUCUGUGUAGAACAAAAUCUGGUGGUAAAAAUAGUAAUAUGCAGAUGUUUCUGGAUGUUAGCAUUUCACACAGCCAGUUCAGCUGUUUCCUUUGGUUAACAGGAGGAUUUUGUUUUCUAAAUAACUGGUCAGUAUUUCUCAGUUUAACUCAUUCCAUUCUAUUGCUAGAAUUUCCAAACAACACCCAAAAUGAACUUGGUUCAUUAGUAACAAUGUUGCUACCAGAUUUGAAAUAAAAUAGUGAGUUCAGUGCCUCACCUGGAUCUCUCGUGGUGUAACUUUUGAAGUAUUAUUUCAGCACGAACAUUGAUUACUGAAUCUAAGCAGUGAGAAUUCAGAGAAAAAGAACGCAGGUGUUCAAGUUAAAAAGAGAAUCAGAUAACAUGGUUAGCACUGUCAUAUAGCAAGAGAGUUCUGAGAAAGAAAGU
Molecule: messenger RNA, 1892 nt
Organism: Pundamilia nyererei
Lineage: Eukaryota; Metazoa; Chordata; Actinopteri; Cichliformes; Cichlidae
Gene: cxcr2
Product: chemokine (C-X-C motif) receptor 2
Exons: 2
Coding region: 1-1122 (373 amino acids)
Biological process (GO): calcium-mediated signaling; positive regulation of cytosolic calcium ion concentration; neutrophil chemotaxis
Cellular component (GO): external side of plasma membrane; membrane
Molecular function (GO): C-X-C chemokine receptor activity; C-C chemokine binding; C-C chemokine receptor activity
Source: RefSeq, a predicted model, not a curated record